Messenger RNA from Caenorhabditis bovis, 2415 nucleotides. NCBI's taxonomy places the organism in Eukaryota, Metazoa, Nematoda, Chromadorea, Rhabditida, Rhabditidae. The record is from the annotation of a GenBank genome assembly.
AUGACACAUGUUCAUCAUAUUGAUGAUUUAGAGUUUGACACGAAUGAAAUGCUUGUGAAUUCGGACAUGAUACCCGCACAAAUGGAAGUCGUCAUGACGGAUGAUGGCGCAAUGGAAGGGUAUCCCUAUGAUCCAAUGGAAGUUUAUGAAUAUGAGUAUGACUACGAACCGGAUCAGGUGUUCGAGCAGGUCGACGUCGAAGAAGAGUCACCGAAUCAAGUUGUCGAUUGGAAAGAGGAGCAAAAACGAAAACUAGACAUGCAUGAGAUACUCGACGCUCUUCCGCGCGAGCAGCAAGAAGCAUUUUGCCGAUUGAUGAGAUCACGCGGUUAUGAGAUUGACGCGUCGCGAGCUCAACAAAAUCAGCAUUAUUUGGGCAAUUAUCGGCCAACGAAACGACGAUUUCGCGAGCGAUCCGAUGGCGGCCUUGAGUAUACCGAAACCGAUAACUACGACUAUCCCGAUGAGAACGUCAGCGAGGAUUAUAUUAAUACUAGUGUUGGGCAAGAAGAUGUCGAUACGAUGGUCGAUUUUCAAAAAGCAAAAGGCGGCGAAAGAAAAUGCUCCGGAUGCAAUAUGUUCCUUCGUCGAAGUGUUUAUUAUCAUCACGCGAGAAUGAUUCGCGAAAAAGGCGCUUGCAAUUUGUUCACACCCCAACGAUUCCCGUGCCCUCAGUGCGAUUGCAAACUGGGAACCCUGGAGAAGCUGUGUGCUCAUCUGGAGCAGAUUCACGAUGCUCCGACGCAAAUCAAAACCGAAAUUUUCGCGUCUGAAGAGGAAUUUAAUAAUUUCCGAAUCGAUCUCGAAGGACGCGGCGGCAAUUUUCGGAUGGCGCGCGGCAACAAAAAGAACAAAAAAGGAAUUGUGCAGUAUUUUCGGUGUAAUCGAACCCAGACGCUAGCGAGAAACGAAACAUUCCGGUUGGUUGAUAAUCCAACCGAAGAUGAGGUACGUUUGUUUGAUCGCAAUUCGCGACGAGACCAAUUCCCGCGCAAAUCGGCCGGCUCGAAACAGGUCAUUCGGACGGAGAACGCGUGCACGGCGUUCUACAAUAAAGCCUAUUUGGAUAAUGGACGAAUCGAAGUGCGCUAUUGCGAUCAUCAUCUUCACGACGACGAGAAACUUCGUCUACCGCAUCGGGUCCGAAUGCGGGUGCUCGAAUUGGCCCGCAAACAACUACCGCACGCCGUCAUACUCAUGAUAGUGAAAGAUGAGCGCGAGAUGUAUUGCGAGAAGGACUCGGCGAACGAUCGCCGAAUUCUUGAGAUGCGCACACAGGAUAUCCGGCAGAUUCUAUCCGGAAUUAGUCGACAGGAGCGAAUGAAAAUGCGAAAAGCGGACCGACAGACGCAACGAAUGCACGUGAUCGAGAAAGAAGGCGGCGUCAUCGUGACGACAUCGGAAAUGGCGGAUUCGACGACGCGCGUCCGAUACAGCUUGCCGCAUACGAUGAGAUGCAAUCGAUAUGAUUUGACGCCGCUGGAGCGACGAUAUUUGGAUUUGUUCGACAACAAUCGCGAGCUCGUGUUGAGCAAUAUUCAUGAGAGAUCGAGAACGGAGAAUCAGAAGCGGACACUGUAUGAUUCGUUCUUGACUAAAAUCACCGCCGCGCACGACACAUUCAAACACGUUUUGGGCCAGGAGCUCGCGCCGACGAACGAGUUGAUCUCGCGAUCGCAUAUGAUCAUCGAUUUGGCGCACAAACUACUUUACACUAUUCAAAAUGCGCACAAGGAGCCGAAAAACACGCCGUCGCAAAUGAGUUUUUUGAAAAUGAUGGAACAACGAUGCUAUAAAAUGAUGGAUCGCCGUCAGAAUCAUCAUCAGCAGCAGCAUCAUGAUGAGCAUCAUGAUGGCGAGGUGAUCGACGUUGUCGGUGUCGAUGAGAUGAUGGAAAUGGAAAUGUUCCAAUUCGACGACAAUUUGGCGCCGGCGCAGGAAAUUCGGCAAGAAAAAACGGAGAAUGAAAAACAAGUGAAGGAGGAUCGCGAUGAGGACGAGAACGACGAUGAAGCUCGAUGUCGAGAUGGGCGACAAGACGGCGAGGAUGAGCUCGAGAUCGAUAUGCGAUGCGACGAGGUGCUGGAUGGAAUCGAGGACGACGACGAAGCGGCGGCGGCAGCGCCGUGCUCGUCGACGUCGCGUCCGAUUGGUGGCGACGAGAAAUCGGGCGAAUCGAACGAGUUUCCGACGGUUGAGAUCAAAGAAGAGAAUGGAAAUGGAAGGAAACGCGCGCGACGGCGGACAACGACGGCCGAUGGUGGCGGCGGAGAGGCGAAGAAGCCGAGGAGAAGCUCGAAUAAGUUUGUUGAGGUCGACGUCGAACAAGUUGAAAAAUCGCCACCUCGUGCUCAAGCCGAGAAGAUCACGACGCGAACUGGACGAGUUGUGAAGUCUCGAACGAUUUUUGAGUAA